GAACAUUAACGCGAUGAAUCUAUAUAGCGAGGAAAGUAUUUACAAGCAGGCAGGUACGAAUGCCUUCGUAUAAUCUAACGCGAUGCACUUUCACCCAGUUCGCUCGACGGUAGAGCCGUCUCUGCGGGAGACCGGGAAGAGACGCGCGUAUCUACGACGAAAGGCGAACGAAGUAAGGAGCGGCGAGGCAAGUGAAGCGAGGGAAAUGAGAAUGGAGAACACGGUGAGCGGCGACCGGUGGUGGUGCGGCACGCCGAACGAGCGAUCGGAGUGUGGAGAGGGGCGACGGCUCACCUACCUGCCGGUCGCGGGCUCAGUCGGUGUCCGCCAGGUUGAAAAUCCGUCCGUCUCUUCCUCGCCCUCUAACUGGCGCGUAACUGUAUAGUAAUACCGGUCAAGUUUCUUAGGGGAACAAACGCGUCCACCGAAAUAUAAUUUUCAUCGGGGGAUGUUCCUCUUCUUGAGCCGCUGAUCCCCAACAUCGCCGAUAUCGAUGAUCGCGCGGGGGUCCCUCGGUUUGUAAUUCUUCUUCGAUUACCAUAUCGGAGAUUCGGGAAAAUUUUCGUGUACGAGGGCACGAAAAUCUGUGUCUUUGUGAGUGGAAGAGUGAAGGAGGCGCACCGCUUACGUGCGUGCGCUGGCGCCUUUUUCCCGGCGCGCGUCUUUCUCUCUCUCUCUGUGCAUGUGUGUUUACGUAUAGUGUGAUUCGUGUUGACUGUGCAGGGUGCAACGACACGACGAGAAAGAAAGAGAGAGAGUAAGAGACAGCGAUUUCAAGUUUUCUUCUCACCGUCUACCGCUCCGAUUGCCUCCUUCGUAGACAUGCCCCUGCUUGACGGCCAACAAUUGCGGCAUUAGGUGACAUACAGGCGCACACGUGCACCAGUCAUGGCAAAAACAAUGACCCACUUGGUCUGGUGUUUGCUGUUGUGCGUGAUUUUACAUCUUCGGGACGCUCACGCCAAAGUUGGUUUAUGCGAGGUGGAAUCAGGACAAUCGAACAUCAUACUUGACAUCGAGGAGAGCAGAGGAAAUGCGAUCGAUCAGAGAACUAUACCGGAAGAAUUACCGGUGUCCGGUGACCCUUAUAACGAGACCAUGCUAGAGCUUAUCUUCCCAGGAAGAUCCCCGCCGCUUUUUAAAUUAAAUGGUAAAAAACUGCAGCUUCUCGAAUCAUUGGACAGAGAUGACGAAAAUCUGUCGCACGUGGUUUUUCAGUUGAGCUGCACGGUAAAGUCGACCAACAAGAAACGAACGAUUCCAGUGAUUGUGAGAGUGUCCGACAUUAAUGAUAAUGCGCCGAAAUUCAUUAACACCCCGUAUGAAACUACUGUGCCAGAACUCACUCCGGUCGGUUCGACGAUCUUCAAGAACGUCGACGCGGUCGACGCCGAUGCUGGUGUCAACGGCAUCGUCGAAUACUCGAUCGCACCGGGCGAUGGUAGCAGGAUCGGCAGCAACGAAGGCGUUGGACGCAAUAGGAUCACCACCGCCGACGGAUACGGUUAUUUCAGUAUCAACCUACCGCACCAGGGACAGGUCACGGUCAAUCGAACGCUCGACUACGAGAGGACCCAGCGUUAUCUCGUCACCAUCCUGGCCUCGGAUCGUGCGAGGAAUGUAUCCGAGAGAUUCACGUCCACGACCACGUUGACAGUGAAUAUACGGGACGGUGAUGAUCAGGAUCCGUCCUUUAUUUACCAAGGAUGCAUGCUUUUAGACGGUGCUUGCAUUAAUCCGGAAUAUUCCGCAUCGGUAUCGAGCGGAGUAUUAUCCGGCAUACUCAAUAUCUCGCCCGAGAAAAUCCAGGCAGUCGACAUGGACAGCAUAAACGCGCCGAUCUACUAUUCUUUCCUCAGCGGAAAUCCGCCAAAUUAUCGAGAUUUCUUCGAGAUCAAUCCUCAUACUGGGGCGGUGAAGCAAAUAAAAGCCGUCGACACGACGGUAACCAAGAAGUUUGAUAUAAUCAUUAAGGCGGUUGAAAUGUUAGAAGCGAAACGUUCGGCUACCGCGAAAUUAACAAUCACUGUCAAACCGGUUGACAGCAAUCCACCCGUUAUAACGGCGUCAAGUAUCGAAGGUUUCGUCGACGAGAACGCUCCGAUCGGCACAAAGGUCAUCGAUGAAAGCGAUAAUCCUAUUGUGCUCACCGUGUCGGAUGCUGAUCUGGGACCGGACGACCCGAAACCGGCGUAUACCUUCGAAUUAACUACGAAUUUCUUCGCGAUCGAUCCGUCCGGCGUUCUUGUCGUCAACGAGGAGAAUCUGGACCGAGAUCCCCCGAGUCCCGGCCGUUUCCGCUUUCAAGUAGUCGCCCGGGAAAAAACGGGUGUGGCCGCGUCGUCACCUCUGUCGUUUGUCGUGACGUUGAAUGAUGUUAAUGAUAAUGCGCCUCUGCUUCCCAUGAUGGCACCAAUCACCCUUCAAGCUGGAGAAACGAAAAAACAAGUGGCAAAGGUGGAAGCUACGGAUAAUGAUGAAGGAGAGAACGCUGAGAUAACGUACAGUAUCUAUCAUGUUUCGAACAACGGUUUGCACAAAUUCAAGAUAGAUCCAAAGACCGGAGUUAUCGAAUCCGUGAGGAAAUUGAACGCUGGCGAGCAAUAUAGCAUCACCGUGCAGGCCACUGACAAAGGUGGCAGGUAUUCACAGACGAUCGUCGAGGUGAACGUCAUUCCUGGACCCAACACCAGAAGCCCCGUGUUCCAGCAGCCGGUGUACGAAGUGCAAGUCAGCGAAGGGGCAUCCAUCAAUUCUACGGUUGCCACUAUCACUGCCAUUGACCCAGAAAACGAUCCGGUAUCGUAUUCGAUAGUAUCGGGGAAUGACUUGCGCCAGUUUGCAAUCGGCGACAAAUCAGGCGUUAUUACCGUUAUAAGGAAGCUGGAUAGGGAAGACUUGACCCGAUAUCAGUUGUUGAUAAAAGCUGAGGAUACCGGCGGUCUCUUCAGCACCGCGACUGUCAAUAUCAUGGUUACUGAUAUCAACGAUAAGAAUCCUGAAUUUAUGGAUCUCCCUUAUGAAUUUUCCGUCAAAGAAGGCGAAGCACGUAAAUUGAUCGGCCGUGUACACGCCGAAGAUGCCGAUGAAGGCAUCAACGCUGAGAUCACUUACUUUGCACCCGAUGACAUUCCUUUCAUUGUGGAUCCCGAAACUGGUGAUGUUCUGACAAAAAUAGUGUUGGAUUACGAGCAGAAUAAUGAAUAUAAAUUCGUGGUGACUGCGAGGGAUGGAGCCCCCGAUUAUCGCUUGGCAACUGCGACUGUCACAGUGAAAGUCAUAGAUGUCGAGGACGAGGUUCCACUCUUUCGCCAAAGCAGUUAUGAGGCACGUGUCAAGGAAAACGUGCCUGACUAUAAUGUGAUUCAAGUCACGGCCGAUGAUCCGGACACAAAGAAGCAAAUUACAUACAUGAUCAAGCAAGGAGAUACCGAACUCUUCAGCAUAGACCCGAAGACCGGAGUCAUAAAAACUAUUCGCGGUCUCGAUUACGAGAGCCAGAAUCAGCACGUUCUCAUAGUAGGAACCGAGGAGAACACCAGCGAUUUACCUGGCUCAACCACUCGCGUUGUUGUUAAUGUUCAGGACGUGAACGACAUUCCACCGGUAUUUACGUCGGUACCGCGUCCCAUUACACUGGACGACGAUGUUCCUAUAGGAACGACCGUGAUUAAUCUCACGGCUGCGGAUUCUGACGGAACAGCACCGGGGAAUCAGGUUCGAUACGAGAUUAUUGGCCGUGGUAUCGCUAGCAAGUAUUUCGUAAUCGAUCCCGACACCGGCGUACUUCGAAUACGAGACGACUUACGCAAAGAAACUGACUCCGAGUAUCAGGUUGACGUACGCGCAUACGAUAUGGGAGACCCGCAAUUGUCAUCCGUGACGACUGUGCCGGUCUAUGUACGUCACGUUGCAACAGUGCCGCCCGAAAUCGGUUUGGGCUUCGCCGAGAACUCGUACAACGUCGAAGUGCCCGAGGACGCUGGUGACAAUACGCUAAUAAAGAUAAUCACUAUCAUCAACAGUCACGCGCAUGACACUACGCCGCUCAGAUGCGAGAUUUAUAGCGGCAAUGAGGCCGGCCUGUUCGAAGCAAAUGUCACGGAGGAACGGAAUUGCGCGCUGAGGCUGAAAAAAGGCGCGUUGGAUUAUGAGACGACGGAGUCUUACCAGAUUAAGAUCAAGUUAGAAUCGCUCUCGGGCUUAUUAAGCUCUGGCAGAAAUACGACGAUGGUAAAAAUUCAAGUGCUGGAUGUAAACGACAACAAGCCAGAAUUUAUCUUCCCGGAGGUGAAUCAGAAGCUCACGAGGGGACGUUACUUUGCAGCGAUUCCGCGCACCGCGCAAUUCUCGUCUACCGUUAUACAAGUAAAGGCUCACGACAAGGACAACGGCAAGUUCGGUAAAUUGGAGUACAAGAUCCUGGAGGGACGGGGAUCCGAUCACUUUGCUAUCGACAGUUCCACCGGUAUAAUUAGAACGACGGUGACGUUCGAUCACGUUGAUUCAUCCGAGCUCCCCUUCAAAUUCGACGUUCGCGUGCGGGAUAAUCCCAACUCGACCGAUAAUUACAAUACGAUCGUUGCACCGGUAAUCGUUAAUCUGAUCGAAGAGGAGAAUCUCAUGAUCCUGGAGGUGCAGGACGCGUCGCCGGAUGCGCUGCAGAAGGAGGCCGGCAAGAUAGCGAAUAUAAUCGAGCAGAAGAGCGGCCUGCUGAUCGGCAUCGAUAGAGUCGCGGUGAGAAAAAUUCUGACGAAAAAAGACUCCGUGGAAACGUUCACGCAGGAUUCGGACGUGUGGUUCUACGCUGUCGACCCGGACACCGAGGUCAUACUCAGUAGAAACAGCACCACAGUGCAGAGAUCAAUUAUGGACAAGUCGGCCAUGUCGAAUAUCACAUUCGACGUAUCUACGCUAGUACGAGCGAACGCUAUCGACAUUCAUGCACCUGUAAUGCCAAUUGAACCGGUGCGAACACAAACCGCGGUCGCGUUCAGCGGCGAAGUAUUCCCAUACGCGCUGAUCAUCAUCGCUUGCGUAAUCCUGAUCCUCGGUAUUGCCGGCAUCAUCUACAUUUGCAUCUCUUGGUCCAAGUACAAAGCGUACAAGGAGCGUAUGCAACGCAUGUAUGUAAUGCCGCGUUAUGACCCCGUCUAUGUGGAACCGAAUUUGAAGGAGUACGAGACGCAGGUACUUCAAAUGAGCGUGCCGGUCGAUGACAACGACAGUUGCAAUGAUUUACAAUUGGACUUCAGCAACAAGAAUCACGCGUUCAGCCUAGACAACGUCAGUUACAUCACCAAAGAUCAUGGUGACAGUACUGGCCAGCAAAGUCCCGUUAGCUCCGAAGCGGCAACCACGGCGCGCGCAUCCAGUAUCGCAGGUAAUCACGGUGACACCAAUAUCCAUUCCUUAAGGCGAUCCACGUUGGGCCGAAAGAAUCACGGUGCGAGCAACACAAAUACCCUGAACAAUCGCGAUGCGACACCGGUACUUAAUCCUUUGUACAAUCACGGCGGAGAUCUGUUGAGCCCUAGUCCGUCCAACGACAACGUCACCUUCAGAGAGAGGAAGGAUUACUCGCAUCUCGGAUUUACGUAUCUGGGUGAGCAAAGCCCCGUAGAGACCACGACGGAGUUGUAAGUUAUAUGGCACAAUGACGUGCGAAUGCAGUUUUCAAACCAGCCACGCAUUGGCUUGAAAACUGUCACCGAAUUAAACGUAUUUGUCAAGAAAGAGACAAAAAUGAAUUAAUAUGACAUCGAUGUAAUUUUGAUAUCGUAUAUACAAGUAAGACUGUGAUGGACGUAAUAUUUUUUUACAUCAAAGUUUUAUCGAUAUACUGUAAAAUAUUAAAAUGCCUAAAAUCUCACAUCUCGCGUAGACAUCAUAUCGACAAACAUCAUUUCACAAUGCAUAUAAAAUAUACAAUUAUCUGUCUUUUUUGCAUGUGUAACAAAAAAGCGCUAGAAAAUUUAAUUUCGACAAAAUACGUAAUAUAUGACAUAUAACUAGAAAAUAGGAAUCAGAAAAAUUGGUAUCACGUAGCGCGUAUUUUUUGUGACAUGUAUAAUCUCAAGGCGCCAUAUGAAAAGCUCAUGGAAAAUAGUUAAGUAUAUAUAUAUAUAUAUAUAUAUAUAUAUAUUCUGCCCUUCAUAUGUCAUCUUUUGAAUGUGUAUCGAUACCUGCGUGCCGAUUCACACGACCGCGCAAAUGCAUCCGCAGAAUUCCCGGCGGAAUAUAUUCUGAACGAGUUAUUCUGCAUGUGGUAUCCAUAAAAGAGCAGCGUGAUGUAGCGUUCAGAUACAACGACAUGAAACGAGGCCGUGAAAAUGUCGCGCGUGUAAAAGGAACGAGCUAAAAGAGAGAUCGCGAGAAUAUCUUUCUACCGAUAUCUUUUGUCUGAUUUAUUUCCCGUCGUGAAUUGAAUUUUCGCAAGGCUAAAGCUGAGGCAAUAUGUUCCGCCAAUAAAUAGCGAGAUUACAAAUAAUCGCCACCGGGAUUGCAACGUAAAUUAUUAUUAUUAUUAUGACUGUGACUUUAAACGUAACGCGAGAAAGUUGGAUUAAUAGAGGUGCAUUAAUCAAGUCUUGACUAAUAACUUUGAAGAUGUUCCGUAUUCUGUAGAAAUUCAUGCGGACUAUUAUGCGCACGCGUACGUUUUAAUUUUAAAAAGAGAGAAGGGAGGAGAGAAGAAAAAGAAAGAGAGAAAAAUAACAAAACUAUGAUUGCAACCGUCCAAUGCGUAGAUUUAAGACGAAGACGAAGUUAUGAGUUUAUAUGAGUGUAUUUGUGAAUGCAUAUGUGCGAGUUCCAUCGACUCGUGAUCUUGUAAAUGGAUCGAUCCCGAUCACUUUGUACUAUAAUAUCUGUUUAUUUAUACAAUCGUGUUUGCUCAUGUCAUUCUAUUGUAUCAUAAUCACAAUUAACCGCGAUGACGAUUUAUAUCGUAAUGUUUUGUAUGUAUGUACGUAUAAAAAAGAAAUCGCAAGAACGCGUUUUAUUAAAUUUCGUAAAGUUUCAACAAUGACCAUCGCGCGCGCUUCCAUUGCGAUUAUUGCUCACUCUUGUUCACACGAUCGCGUCGACGGUCUCUAAUAAGCGACUGCCAUACAAGCGAGGUAAAAAAAAACCACUUCAUGACGUAAGUGGUAAAGUAUUUAAUCAGACACGCGUAACUGCCUAUUUCCUUGUACUUUUGACGACGCUACUUGACUUUGUUCGAUAUUAGGUUUAACAGAUCCGCGAAAAGAUGUCGGGUGAAACGGCGUCGAGUGGAAUUAAAUACGAUACGACUUGAUUGAAUGUAUAUCUCUAGUCGUAUAGCGGACGUCCACUGCUGUGGAAUUUAUAUAAGCUGUUUUGUAUUAAAAAAAAACAAACCAACAAACUUGUGUUAUAAGUGUUCUCCGAUUAUAGCGUUGGCAUCUUUUAGUCGUAGCUGUAUAAUAUUUAAGCGCAAAUUCUGUAAAAAUUGUUAAUA
Camponotus floridanus (Florida carpenter ant) is the source of this 7483-nucleotide messenger RNA. RefSeq names its product cadherin-99C (gene Cad99C). The record is from RefSeq and is a predicted model, not a curated record. The transcript has 22 exons. Bases 889 to 5643 code for a protein of 1584 amino acids. Gene Ontology annotation, biological process: homophilic cell-cell adhesion. NCBI's taxonomy places the organism in Eukaryota, Metazoa, Arthropoda, Insecta, Hymenoptera, Formicidae. Gene Ontology annotation, molecular function: calcium ion binding. Gene Ontology annotation, cellular component: plasma membrane.